Fraxinus pennsylvanica is the source of this 327-nucleotide messenger RNA. Lineage: Eukaryota; Viridiplantae; Streptophyta; Magnoliopsida; Lamiales; Oleaceae. The record is from the annotation of a GenBank genome assembly.
AUGGCUGCUAAUAUUCUGAAGUUGAAUUUUCCUUGUAAAUGGACAUUGCCAAAUGACUCAUCCAGGCAUUAUGUAAAACUUGCGCGUUGCAUGCCGGUACAGCAACAGGAUGAUUCAGGAAUUAUGUGUGAAUCUUGCAAUGGCAGAGGAUGGUUGCUAUGCGACUUCUGUAAUGGGCAGAAGACAAACGUUAAAGCUGAGAACAAUAGGAUAUACCGUCGUUGCCCAGCAUGUAGAGCUACUGGAUGCAUAUUGUGUUCAAAGUGUAAAGUUUUCAGAUGUGUUACAUUUCCAGAUCAUAAUGAUGGUGAGGAGCUAAUCUUUUGA